Dimorphilus gyrociliatus is the source of this 817-nucleotide messenger RNA. The record is from the annotation of a GenBank genome assembly. Lineage: Eukaryota; Metazoa; Annelida; Polychaeta; Dinophilidae.
ACUAGUAUGAAAACAUUAAGCAAGUAACAACUGACAGUCAGGUUCUAGUAGUAUCGAAUUACGUGUUUACCAUUCAUUUUUUUCGAAAAACAGCCGUAUUUCUGAAAAAUUCGACAAUAAUUUAUGACCAAUAUCCAAAAACAGCCCAUAAGCUUUCAGUUUGAAUCGAAAUUAGAGCAAAAUUUUUGCCCAAACGUCAUAAAACCCAACUGCAAAGAGGUAUAGUUGUCUCUGUACUUAUAGGCCUGUUUUAUUAUGUUCUUGUUGUGCGUAAAAACAAUAAAUUCCCCAGAUUGUCAACUAGUCUUUAAGGAAUCAGUCGACGAAAGAAUCAAAGUGGAAGGUAUGUUUUUAAACGGUCAAUAAACCUUUGAGACAUGUGUCUUUUGGCCUAUACUAAUCUUCUUUGUUCCAGAUGGGUCGAACGUUCCUCACUCAUAUGGGUGGAAUUCGAAUAUACUCAUGUGCUAACUGCGAGACUCCUCUAACGAACAGGGCCGAAUUAAUAUCGACUCGUUUCACAGGAGCAACCGGCAGGGCUUUCCUUUUCGACAAAGUCGUUAAUAUUGGCUUCAGUGAAGUUCAAGAUAGAGUUAUGCUUACAGGUCGACAUAUGGUUAGGGAUGUUUCAUGCAAAAACUGUGGAGCAAAAUUAGGCUGGAUUUAUGAAUUUGCCAACGAAGAAAGUCAAAGAUAUAAAGAGGGUAAAGUCAUACUCGAGCGAGCUCUUGUAACCGAGUCCGAAGGCUUCGAAGAAAAUCCCCCUCCACCGCCCAAGCCAACUCCCUUUCCUAAUAUGCCUCAACACAUUCAAUAG